This is a messenger RNA of Zychaea mexicana, 678 nucleotides long. Its product is annotated as C2 domain-containing protein. The transcript is spliced from 4 exons. Gene Ontology annotation, molecular function: calcium ion binding. Lineage: Eukaryota; Fungi; Mucoromycota; Mucoromycetes; Mucorales; Lichtheimiaceae. The coding region runs from base 141 to 530 and encodes 129 amino acids. The record is from RefSeq and is a predicted model, not a curated record.
GAUGAUGUAAAUAAUUGUAGAGAAAGUACAACUCAUCCGCACUUUCCGUUUUGCCUCUCGCUUCAAAACAUAUAAAAAGAUGUUGCUUCUGGGUGGCAUGAAGAAAAUCAUAACUUUUUUCUUUUACAUAUUAACAAAAAAUGGGUUUCCCUGCUGGUGUUCUUACUGUCAACCUCUACGAAGCAAAGGAAUUGAAGAGCGAGGAUUUCCUUGGCAAGAACGAUCCUUAUGUCGAGAUGUGGCUCGAUGACGACUACAAGCAGCGCUCAAGCGAAGUCUCCAACAGCAACAACCCCGUGUGGAAUGAGACCUUCACCUUCAACAUCCAAGAAGGUUCGCAUGACAAGAAGCUUUAUUUGAAGGUCAUGGAUAAGGAUUUGAUGAGCGACGACAAGAUUGGUGAGGCUAAGGUUAAGAUUGCCGAUAUCGUUGAGGGCCAAGCUUUCGAUGACUGGGUCAAGUUGCCUGCUAAGCUUGGUUUGUCCAGCCACGGUGAAGUCCAUAUCCGCGUCGAAUUUACUCCUAACUAAACAAUAAUUAAAGUACUUUUGUAUCAUACAAAAACCAUCAUACCUCACUUGCUAUAAAUAAUGCGUAGUACUUAUAUGUAAACAUCACGUCUUCCUUACUUUUUGUUUGUAAUAAAUACAACAUCUAUAAUACACUUUAAAGCAUUGA